UGUAGACUUACAUAUACAGAGAGUACGGAUAUAUUUGAAGAAAUAUUAUCUAAUUUCUCUGAUCUCUCUCUGAAAACUCAGCACACUCGCAGUUCACAUAACGUCACCGGCAUUGGGACUCGCACGUAUUAAAUUCGUGACAGCUGUCGCACAGCCGGAGAACACGAGCGUACUUUACUGACGAUGGCAGCGUUAUUCCGCAUGAAUUGCGUGCAGAGUCUACGCCGGGGGUUAGCUCUGAUGUCGCCCAAGGAGACGACGAUAUGUCGCAGGAUAGCAACGACACCGAGCUAUUACGACAGCGCCAAGGAGGAGGCGAAGCCUGUCAAGAGAAAGUGGAUAAGUUACGGCUUCAGCCAGGACGACGAAGUGGAGGAUCGUCAUGCCCUGCACCAGACCAUGUUCAUCACCGUAUCCAUAGUUCUGGUGCUUGGGAUCACCGUCAUGGCCUAUCUACCUGAUGUCAGGCACAAGGACUGGGCACAGCGAGAGGCGUACCUGCAGCUUCGUUACAGAGAGGAACACGGACUUCCUCUCAUCGAUCGCAACGUGAUUGAUCCGUCCAAGAUAAUAUUGCCAACUGACGAAGAGCUGGGUGAUACAGAGAUUAUCAUUUAAAAAGUCUCAACACAUGAGAACGCACGAUGAAGAAUCUUGUCUUUCGACAACGCUGAGAUCGUUGUUUGAACUUCGAGUGUUGUUACUGCCUAUCUAUACCUUAGUACUUGUUAUAAUGUUAAUUGGGGAUAACAUGUAAUAAACACUGCUUUUGCGUGGAUUGAAAUCUUUUCUCAACUUGGCGAUCAAACUCACAAUUUUGCAAUCUUUAAAGCCUCAGUUAAAACGAGAUGCUUUAGAUACAAAAGUAUGUAUAUUGUCACUGAUCAACAUAUGUACUAGUUGUUAAUUAUAUGUAAUUAAAAUUUAUAGGUAAUAUACGGAAAAAAA
Temnothorax curvispinosus is the source of this 948-nucleotide messenger RNA. RefSeq names its product NADH dehydrogenase [ubiquinone] 1 beta subcomplex subunit 11, mitochondrial (gene NP15.6). The coding region runs from base 184 to 618 and encodes 144 amino acids. The transcript has a single exon. Lineage: Eukaryota; Metazoa; Arthropoda; Insecta; Hymenoptera; Formicidae. The record is from RefSeq and is a predicted model, not a curated record.